Messenger RNA from Brassica rapa (field mustard), 3674 nucleotides. Its product is annotated as serine/threonine-protein kinase SRK2J. The record is from RefSeq and is a predicted model, not a curated record. Gene Ontology annotation, molecular function: protein serine/threonine kinase activity; ATP binding. NCBI's taxonomy places the organism in Eukaryota, Viridiplantae, Streptophyta, Magnoliopsida, Brassicales, Brassicaceae. Gene Ontology annotation, biological process: protein phosphorylation.
UUUUAUAGGAAAUUAUAGAGGUGUACAUUGGAGAUGCUCUUAAUUAGCCUUGAUUUAACGAAGGAAGAAUCAACGUCAUGUGGAAGUCCAUGAAAACACCAGCUUACAAAACACAGGCCAGUUAGGAAAUGACAGCGUCAAUGUAAUGGGCCAAUCGUGAUAAGCUUUCGUGAUAAAAGACAAUCGUCGAAACAUAGGCUGAGGUAUAGCUUACGUGUCAGUUUUAGAAGUAUCCACUGCGGAAAUAGCUUUUUAAAAAAAGAAUAGAAGAAAAAUCAACUUUAUGAUUAUAGAGAUGUUUCUAUGAGAUACAUGUACUAAAUGAUUCACCACCAAGUAUUUAGUUAACUUCUUUGUGACCUCUAUCCUUGUUUUUCCUUUUUUUUUUUCUUUUACACAAAGUCACAAACUUGUCUUAUCAGACUUUGACGAGGAUUUUGAACUAGUAUAUGCCAAGUUUCAAGAUGACAAAAUAGAUAGACUUGGUGUGAAGUCAGCUUUGAAUCCUUCAAAUACCCAGCACCGGUGGAUCAAUUUAUUUGGGCGUUUUCAAGUUGUAAGAAUGGUUUAUGAAGCAUUAGUUAGACGGUUAAUUCCAAGAAAAACUCAAAGUCGUCGACAAAAAUUUUAUUCGAUAAAACAAAGGAAGUACAUGACCCAAAAACACCAAAAAAGAAUGUAGUGUUAAUAACACACUCCUCUGUACUUACUUCACAAUGUUUUGGUGUGAAAAUACAUAUUAGAUGUUUGAAGAAAAUUCAAACAAACAAGUGAACUAUCAGUAAAUUUAUCAAAGUUUUUGUAACAUACUGGUUUGUGAGAUAUGAAAAGAUCCGAGAGAAUUGAUUUGUAUACUUAUGGCACCAAAAUGCAUUUAUCUUUUAGGGCACACAUCUGUUUAGAACUCCAGAAUUAAGCGUGUUUGAGCUGGAGUUACGGAAGAAUCGAUGAACUAUCGGGAAAUGAUUCCCGAUAUCGUGCGAGUCAGGCCAAAGUACAAAGAAAUAUCAUGUGGUGAUUGCAGCGUCAUUAAAUAAAUAUUUCAAACCUUUAGAAUAUUAAAACAUUGUCCGUCGGAUGGGAUGUGGUCUACAGACCGAGUGAACAGACGUGGAUGACCUAUUAACCGUGGACGGUAGGAGUGUUACAGUUUUAUUCGCAAACAAUUUUUUUCAAUAUAUUGCAAUCCUUUUUGCCAAACAACAUCAAAGACAAUGAGUGCAUGUGCACCCAUAAUUUUUUUUUCAAAAUUUUAUAUUUUGUAUGUUAAAAUGAGAGGAAAAUUCUAGAUAAAAUAUAAAUUUCUUUUAAUUGCACCUAUUGAUUCACUUUUUACACUGUGUACCCAUAAGAAAUUAAGUCUAGAUUCGCCCCUGAAUUUCUUUACUAGAAACUGAUUAUCUUAUGCAAAAGUUUUUGCGUGGUCAAUUUUUUCAUAGAUCAUUCUAGUUGCAUACCCAAUGUCAAAACCUACCAAUUUUACCUGAAUGAGUUCCGACAACCAGUAAUGAAAACUAACCAAAAUCUACUCAACAUAAAUAAGGUUGUGCAAACAGCAUGGUUCCAUAUAACUUAUGUGGUGUCAUUGUGGUACGUUCUAGAUUAAUGAAAUUUUCUUUUGUCAUGAUCGAAUUCCAAAAUCUCAUACACGACGAUUUUGAGAAACUGGAUUGUUGAUAUUAACAACAAUUUAAUACAUAAACCGAUUAAAACAGAAAUAAACUCUACAUAACAGAGAAAAUGGUCAUCUAUUGGAAUCGUCCACACUUGAAUGAACAGAACAACAGAUGCUUAACAUCACAGGUCAUGCUGAUACACUACCAUAAGUGUCGCUUGAAGAGACUACGUAAACAUGUGGCGUAACUGUACCGAGUUGUCCCGCUUCAAUGAGUAUAAGAGGAAGAUGAGAUCUCGUCGUGGUGUUCCAGCUUGGAGAAGCUGAUUUGAAUUGGAUCUGAAAUCUCAUCUCCCAACUUCUAUCUUCGUGAGUUCGAUUCAGAAUCACGGUCUGAUCAUCACCCGGACGAGGAUAGUCUUCUCCAAACGAAUUUGACUCUGAUUGCGUUGACGUGUCCUCUGAGUGAUGUUGGUGAUGAUCGAUAGACAGCUUCCGCAAGUUCCAUGAGCGAGUUGUAGAUUGUGACUUGGAUAUGCUCUUGUACCACAAGGCUCUUCCUCUAAAAGUAAAAACAAAACUAACAAAAAUAUAUAAAUGUGUACAUAAAAGAAAUUUAAUUAGAUAAUUUCUAAACUUUCUCACCUAACCGAAUGAAAAAGAGACAAGUCAAUCAAACCAAUUUAAGUUCUAAACCGGAAUGUACUAAAAUAUACACAUAAAAAUGUCUAUUGGUACCCUGAAAAGCUCUUUGGUCGAAUAGUCGUCAUAUUUUGCUACGUGUAAACUUAAUAACUUUUCUUCUCUUACUUUAUAUAUCUCUCUAACAUGUAAAGAGAAAGAAGUUUCACACAAAGAAAAGUUUGAAAAAAAAGAAGAUAUUAAAGGUUUUAGAGAAGUGAAAAAAAGUGGUGGCCAUGGAGAAGUAUGAGAUGGUGAAGGAUUUAGGAUUUGGUAAUUUCGGAUUGGCUCGGCUUAUGCGUAAUAAAAAAACAAACGAGCUUGUGGCUGUCAAAUUCAUAGAUAGAGGAUACAAGAUAGACGAGAACGUUGCAAGAGAAAUCGUCAAUCAUGGAUCUCUCAAUCAUCCCAACAUUGUUCGGUUUAAAGAGGUUGUCUUAACUCCGACACAUCUUGGAAUUGUAAUGGAGUAUGCAGCUGGAGGAGAACUGUUCGAUCGGAUAUCAAGCGCAGGACGAUUCAGCGAAGCUGAGGCCAGAUAUUUCUUUCAACAACUCAUUUGCGGAGUGUAUUACUUACAUGCAAUGCAAAUAUGCCACAGAGAUCUGAAAUUAGAAAAUAUUUUGCUUGAUGGAAGUCCAGCACCCCGUCUAAAAAUUUGUGAUUUUGGCUACUCGAAGUCUUCUAUUCUGCAUUCAAACCCUAAAUCAACGGUGGGGACUCCGGCAUAUAUAGCCCCGGAAGUUUUUGGUCGUUCGGAAUACGACGGGAAGUCAGUUGAUGUGUGGUCUUGUGGAGUGGCACUCUAUGUUAUGUUGGUAGGAGCUUACCCUUUCGAAGACCCUAAAGAUCCCCGCAAUUUCCGAAAAACUGUCCAGAAAAUAAUGGCUGUUAAGUACAAAAUUCCAGGAUAUGUUCACAUAUCUGAAGAUUGCAGGAACUUAUUAUCUCGUAUAUUUGUUGCUAAUCCAUCACAUAGAAUUACGCUCAAAGGGAUUAGGAGUCAUGCAUGGUUCCUUAAGAAUUUGCCAAGAGAACUAAAGGAAUCCGCCCAAGCAGUCUAUUACCAAAGGAAUGUUAAUCUUACUAACCUUUCUCCUCAAAGAGUAGAGGAGAUUAUGAAGAUACUUGGUGAGGCAAGCACCAUUCCAGACCUUUCACGCCCACUCGAAUCCCUUGAAGAUGGUGAAAAAGAUGAUGUUGAAGAAGAAGAAGAAUAUUUGGAUGCUAAUGAUGAAGAAUGUGAUGAUGAGUAUCCAUAAACAAAAAUAUUACUAAUAUUGUCUAAUACUUGUAAUUUUAUUUUUGAAUUUCGGUUUUAAGUUACUAAGUUAAGAGAACAUAAGAAACUAAAAUAAAAUAUAUUUUGAGUAACAAA